Ceraceosorus guamensis is the source of this 2180-nucleotide messenger RNA. RefSeq lists its product as hypothetical. The coding region runs from base 176 to 2086 and encodes 636 amino acids. The transcript has a single exon. The record is from RefSeq and is a predicted model, not a curated record. NCBI's taxonomy places the organism in Eukaryota, Fungi, Basidiomycota, Exobasidiomycetes, Ceraceosorales, Ceraceosoraceae.
UCGACAAGGCAGCUGAGGUGAUUGCUCACAUCACCAUCCAUCGAUCUAUAUGCAGCUUGCCCUCUAGUAUUUGUGCUGUACAGGUCUUCAUGUUCCCGUUUACAAGCCAAAGCCAACCACAGGACGCUUGACCUACCGCUUUUUCAUUUUCUUCUUUCCUGCAUCCCAUCACGCGAUGCAUCUUGCCCUUCUUUGCACCUUGCCACUUGUGACGACGACCCUCGCAGCGAAUCGCCAAGAUGGACUUUGGCUUCGCAGAGGGCUUUUUCCAGUCCCGGAGCACAGUGUAGGUCAUUUGGCGGAUCAAGCGCUCAGUCGGGAAUCACUCGCUCAGCACGAUUGGUCAGGUCUUUCUCCAAGUCACGGUCAACUUCCGCUUCACGAUCUCAGCGGAGCAGCCCAUUCACUGCACGAUUCGACACAUCGAGCCGCUCCCCUCCCGCAUUCACCGCUCCACCCACCGGGCGAUGCUUCGAGCCCGCGUGUCGGGUCGCGCUUUGAUGAGGAUGACUUCGUCAACUCCUUACUGCGAUCACCUUCCCGGCCCAAUACACCUGCGCACUCGAGCCAUGAUCACGGUGGAAACUAUGUGCCGGCUUCUCCAUCGGCGCCCAGCCCAGCAGGAUCAGCAGGUCCGCAUCACUCAGCCAACCAGCAUCAUCUCGAUGACGACUUUGUCAACUCGCUUUGGGCAGAACCCUCAGAUCACCAACACAGUCUGGGAUCUGUUUCGCCAGCGAGCUCUAACAAUCUACACUCACCAAGUCCCUCCACUUCUAAUGCCGGUUUGUCCACCGCGACCGUGCACAGUGGCGGCUCUGCUGAGCACAGUAGCGAGAACACAUCUUCAGCUCAGCCAAUUGAGAACGAAAGCCCGACUUUCGAAGAAGGCAAACAUGCCAACAUGCAAAAUUGGUCAGAAGUGCCAGUGCCACGACGGCUCUUGUCUGCUGAAGCAGGUAGCCUCCGCACGCGUGAACGACGGUUGCGUGAAGCGGAAGUGGCUGGAGCACCUCCACAGGAGAUUGCGAGGCUCAAGUCACUCGUUUCAGAGGCCUGGUACGCAUUACCGAAGAAGCGGCGCCAAAAGGCGCCCUUCGAGCCCGAAGCCUAUGCUUCGAAGCGAUUAGACCACUUGAUCCACCAACGAGAAAAGGUAGCUCCAGAGCACGCCGAACAGCUGGAAGCUGCUAUUGCAGAAAAGUCCGCUGCUGCGAAGCUUCCCGAAAUUCCCAAAGAUAUCGAACAUUUUAGAGUCAUGAAGGGGUACAAGGCCCGGCCUGUGAGACCGCCACGCGUUCCUGAAUCCCUCCAGCAACCAAAGGCGAGCGAACCCGAACUGGGUGAUCCAAAAGCUCCUUCAGCAAGUCCACACACAAUCACAUCCAGGGGAGCGCCCCCCGCCAAGGUUCGUCCUUACGAAACCUCGAACGGUAUAGAUGGAAAAAGUAUGCUUUCCCUGCUGAGGGAGAAGACGAAACGGAAGAGCGAGCGUGCAGAUACGUCUGAGGUCGAGGCAAAGAUCGCAGCUCUUGCGAGGCAAAGGGAUCUUCCCGUGCCGACUUCGAAGUCCAUGUAUUACUACCGGCUAGAAAGGCACGUUGAUGGAAACGAAGCUUUGCACAAAGACAUAGAAGCAGGUGCCUUAUCACCGCGCACAGCAGGACUCACAAGGUCUUCCUUCGAUGUCUUGUUUCGUCAAAAACAGAGAACGUCGAAUCCCGAAGAUCUGGCACGCAUUUCAAAUGCUCUCGACGCCAAGGCCAGGUCACAAGGUCUCCCAAGGACACCUCCCUCAGAGUCCGCUUGGCGCAUGCAGUUGACAAGAAUGGCUCGCGCCAAAAGUCGAGGCAAAGAAGUUAGACCGUACCGACACUCGGGCAUCAAUCCCUUGUUCAAGCAGCGGAAAAUUGCCUUCGAUGCAGGUCAGGAUACUUCACAUAUCGAUUCGCGCAUCUCAACGUUAGCUCACGAAAUGGGCCUCACUAGAAGCGAGCCUGGAUCGGCUCCCCGCGUGACGAUUCAGAAGCACAGACAGCUUCAAGCAUUGUCGAAUGCAAACUCUGCUACCAACACCAAAACGUGACAGUGUCCUCAGCAACGCUGCUGCUUCCACGAACGUUCUCGUUGUACAAGCCGCUUUCAAGAGGACCCUUGCGAAUUGGAUGCGGUCCCAUGUA